UUUGUUUAUCUCGGUAGUGAACGCCCGCCAGGGAAGUCCUUCCCGUUAAAUUUGAAAACUAUCGAGUAAAAUCACCCCUCUAUUUCACUCUCCUGUGGCUGUUGGCACUUAAGAAGGUGAUACGAAGUGGUAAACCAGUACUGUAUACUAAGUCUUCCCGUCAGUUCACUAACAGCAAUCAUGGAAAAUACAGACACUGCCCAGCUCAAACUUCGUCUAGAGGAAUCGGAGAGAAAUCUUAUAACAGCUGCAAAGUAUGGCAAGCUUCUGUUGGAAGAAAACCAUGAACUUCAUGUGAAAUUGGAAGAAACAAUCAAAGAAUAUUCAAUGAAAUUAGAGUCUCUGGAGCAAGAGAAGCACGCUGUAUCCCUUAAAUACGAAACCAAAGUUCAGAAUGAACUUGCUCUCAGUAAUGAACUUGAUCAGCUUCGUGAGCAGCAGGAGAGCACGGUCAACUCAGAGGUUUCACGCGUCACUCAAGCCCUCGAGAAAGAAGCACAGAGGUUGAAUAGAAAGGUUACUGUCGUCGAAGAAGCACUGGAAAGAGAGCAGACAGAGAACCAGCAAAACAAAGAGCGCAUAGCAUUAUUAGAAGCACAAGUUAAAGAAGCCCAAGAAAGACUUGACAUCUCAAUACAAGAUCAAUCUGCUGAUGAAACCUCAGGUGCUUUACAGAGUCAAAUUUUGGCAUUAGUUUGUGAAAAACAAGAUUUGGAGAGUCAAGUUUCAUCAUUGAAAGCACAGGUGAAGACAAGUAAUUUGAAAUGUUCUCAAGCUGAAAAAAAUGUUGAAGCAUUAAGAAAAGAGGUGGAAGACUUGGAAUGCCAAUCUACUUCUUACUUUAAUGCUUUGGAGCAAAACAAGGAAGAGAUCAUGGAAUUGAAGAUGGAAAUUGAGGCUCUUAAAUAUGGAGAAACUGAUCCAGGUAAAAAGGGCAAUUCACUCUUUGCUGAGGUUGAGGAUCAACGACAGGCUGUAGAGAAGCAGCUGCAGGAGUAUAAGAGUAGCUAUAAUUUACUGAAAAAGCAGUGUGAAGUGAAAACUCAGCAAGUAAAUAAAAUGAAGCUACAGCUGGCUAAUCUGCUGAGUUUGAGCAGCAAUAGAGUUGAUACGGAAUACCUUAAUCAUCUAGAGGAGUCAUUAGCUCUUGCUAGAACUCAGUUGGAAGUGUUAACAAAAGACUCGGAGAGCCUUAAAGCCAAGCAGAAUGAAGUUGUUUCGCCACAGGUUCAACGUAUUCAGCCUGUACCUGAGGUUGCACCCACAGAUGAUCAACACAUGACUUCAUUUUUUAAGAAUUUGUAUACAGAGAGCCAAAAGAAAGUGGAAGAACUUGAGGAAGCUCUUAGAGGUGCUCAGUUUAAUAAAGUGGCCUUGAGUGAUCGGAUCCUUCAGUUGCAACGGAAGCUUCGUCAAUCAGAGGCAACCAGAGAUGCCACUAAUUCAAAAUUGAUUAUUUUGCAAGUUAAACUGGAUGAAUUAGCUGCCAAGAAAGGGGAGAGUGUUUCUAAUGCCUCCAAAAGAGUUAAGCAGGUAACUGAGAAGAUACCAGGUUUUGAAAACCUGAAAAAUGAUGUCGCAAAGGAUACGGCAAGUGAAAUGGAUCCAAGGCCUCCACUGCUGGAAAAGCAGAUUGCAAGUAAUCCUUUACCUGAAGAUACGCUAAAGAGAAAGGAUGACUUUUGUGCAGGCGUUGAAAAUAAGAAUGAGACAGAUAAGCUAGAAGUAAUGCAAGAUAAUCAGGAGAAUUCAUCAAUCAUGUGUAGUUAUGAUCAAAAAAAGAAAGCCAAGAAGUCUGUUCGUAUGACUGAAACAGUAGUUGUUCAAGAAGGUAAUGGGGAGGUUCAGGAAGCUCACCUGAAGAGAGAUGAAGGAAUAAAGCCGCCGCAGAGGACUAAGGUUUUGAGAAAAAUGGAUGCUCCACUGGUGAAGGUAUCUAGUGGAGGACAAGAAAAUGAAUGUAAACAGCAAUAAUAUUUAAAAUUUCUCUUUAUUCUUUCGUUUUAAAUUUUGUAUAUGACCGAAUUUUAUUUUUUUGACUUCAUUUUUAGUGUUUUUCAUACUUUCCCUUUACUUUUAGUUUCUUCUCAUGUAACAUAUCUUUUCAUUCCUUCACUUUUCAACAUGUGAAAUUUUAUUACCUUGAAAAUAACUCGAGAUGUCAAAACUUCAGCUACUCUGCCCAUUUAAGCUGAUCUUCAUUUUGUUGCAAUAACUUGAAUAUUAAAAUAUUGAACAAUGGAACUUGUUUGUUCCAUAACUGUUUAAAUCUAGAGUGUACAUAGUAUGUAAAUUUUAUAUAUUUUCUUUAUAUCUAAGUAUUGCAUGUUUAAAAAAGGCACAGAAAUAUGAUUAUGAACAUAUACAUAUGGAUAACCAAUUAUGUAGUCUGUCCUGAAACAAAAUUGGUAUUCAUGAUUCUUUGUGUGUCUUCAUUCAAACAGUAUGUAGAUGAGUGCAUGUUGAAAGUGUAUAUGAUAAUAUUAAUUUAAAAUAUAUUCAGUGGAAAUGAAGUACUGUUUCUAUUCAAAACUUGUUUUCUUAGUUUGAUAAAAACAUAUAAAUUAUGCUAUCCUUACCUACUCAGCAGUGCAGCUAAGGACAGUAGUCUGUUUUUGUCCAAUGGGAAAACCAGCUUUGAAUCAAGACUGGUUUAUUUCCAUUAAAUAUAUUUAAGCUUUGCCAUAUUUGCAGUACAGAGGAAUUACUGUAGUUUCCUAUCAAUCUAUUAGGACAGUAAUUCUGUAUUGCAAAAAUUACAAAUCUCAAAUAAAUCCUGUGGAGAUAAACCACUGUCUCUAUUCAAGGCUUGUUUCCUUGGCUAGAUAAAAAAUAGGGUAUUUAUUAUUCAUGGCUCCUUUGGUGAGGAGGUAAGAAUAGUUUAGCGUUGAUUGUCAUCAAACUAAGAAAAACAGCCUGAACAGAGACUGCUUUAUUUCCAUAGAAUAUAUUUUAAAAUAAUUUAAUAUACAUUUUCAAUGUGCUUUCGAGUUCAUUUUCGUGUUGGGAUCUCCUCUAUAAACCUGUAUAUCUACCUUGAAGGAAAAAAUAUUUAACAAUAAGUUUUUAAAGCUCUCCCUUCAUAGUUAUUGAUUUUUUAAAAAAAUUUUGCUUUCUUGAAUAUCUUUUACUUUAAAAGUUCUAUCUUCAUAAUAUUACCUUAUAUAAUACAUUAACUGAAAAUUGUGCAAUAUUUAGUAGCACCUAUUAGAAAUUAGUGGCUUAAUAUUCUUGAUGUCAGUCUGUUUAGUUUUAGAAGCAGAUGUAGGUUUACUUAUUGUUUUGGUUUUGUACAACAGUUAAUGUGGUUUUGCUUCUAAAAUGUUUACACUAAGAAUUUCAUAGUCACCCUCUCACAAUCAAGUACAAGUUGGAAAACUGUGCCAUUAUUACAAAGGUGUAUAAAAAAUAACUGAGUUCUCCUUCCUGAGACUGGUAUUUUUCAGAGUAGCAAAUUAAAUUGAAUGGUGUACCUAAAUUAUUAAUCGUGCAAAGCCUGGAUUCAUAGAUUCAUUAUUAUAAUCAAGUUGCCAGCGAAUAUCACUCAUGUAGGACAUUUUUAAGCCUCCAUAAGUUUCCUAACAUUAGCAGUCUAACCCCAUUAAAAGCUUUACUAAAUUAAUGAUGAUAAUAGUUUCUUGACGGUAUUACUUGUUGCAUGGAAUUGUUCUUGCCUACCUCAAUACUGAGAGUAAUCCUGCUUUGUCACUAUGGAUUGAUAAAUUAAGUACACAAUUUUAAAUUAGUGUAGCUUUAGAGACUAAUUGCAUUAAUGGAACUAGUAUACCAGUCAUAUAGUAUAUCAGAAAUAACAAAGGUCCCUUGCUUUAAAUGAUGAUGUAUUUUGAGGAAUAUGUAAAUUCUUUAUUCAGUCAAGGAAAAACUUUACUGGAACAAUCAUUUGGGUAAUAUUAUUUUCAUGCCCACACUAAUUUUGUGAUGUUAUGUCAAACAUUGUAUAGAUUUCAGUGUUACUGUUUGAAAGUAUUAAGAAUCCAUGUUAGAGAGAGAUAGACAGAAUAUUUUCCACAUGGAACCAAAAGUUCUCAGCAUGUGGUUAUCAUGAGUUUUAUAUGUAAAAUGUUCAGUAUACAACUUUUAGACCUUCUCUUAGUAGGUUAGUUUGUGCUGAAAUGAAACAAGUCAUGGUUCAACAUAUUUUAUCUUUGUUCUUCCCCAUUCAUAUUUAUAUAUCAUGGCUGCAUCUAGCAUGAUUAUCUGAAGUUUUUAUUUCAAGCUCAUGUUGUAAUGAACCAUAUCCCUUACCUCUGAUACCUGCUUUUUGGUCCCUAUCACAUGCAGCAACCUACUGGGUUACUGUGUUUGCUUAGAGGUAAAUAUAAUAAUAAUUGGACCAUAGUUUUUAAUUUGUAGUACAUAUUAUAUUUUGCAAUCCACUUACUUAACAGCAAUAUAAUUUUUAUUUUUAAUUACUUUUUUCAAUCCCUCUCCCUUGCACUGUGAGUUCACUUCCAUGUUCCUUAUACUUAUGUUUAUCAGUGGGAUAGAGAUAAAGUGGUAAUAGUUGGAAAAGUUUAUUUGUAGUGUCAUUGCUCCAGACUGUUUGCCAUGCUGUGUCAUGAGUAAUUAAGUAACCUUUGCUUUCAUAAUUUUGUGUAUUCAGGGACAGCAUUGCUGUUGGCCAAAACAUGUAAAUGAAAAGAAUGAAUAUGUUAAAUAGAAAAUUGUUCAGUAAAAUACGAGUAAUAUAUGUAUUAUAUAAAUUAACAACCAUUAGUGUGAAUUCAUAUAGACUUAAAAACUAGUAGCAUACCUUUUGCAUUUACAUACUCUUUCAAGUGAAAAUUGUGUAAAAUACAGUAAGAAAAUUGCUUUAAUAUGUAAAUGCUUUGGUGUACUACUCUGUAAAUUUCUUUUCAUUUAAGCAGCUGUGUGAAUAUUAAUGAAAUAUUUAUGUUGAUGAUUCUUUAGCUUUAAAAAAGUAUGCACAUUUUGAAGACAAUACAAUACAUCUGAAUGUUAUUUUGUAAGGAGGAUGAUGAUGAUGUCAUAAGAUGACAAUGGAGUAACAGCUAAAAUAUAAAAAAGCUUCAAAGGCAUCAGUUUUCACUUCAAACACUGCAUGAAAUGUCCAAAAUGCAAGUACGACUGAGCAAUUGUAAGUAUAAAAUAGUUAUCUACCAUUCUUUGGUCUCGAUUUCGCUCUACUUUUCAAGUGUUUAUAGUCUUUAACAUUGUUACCCGGUGUAUAGCACAGGUAGUUGGGAGCAAAGUAAGUAAGUGGUUCAUAUUGUGGUCCAUAGUCCUCAACAUAUCCAGUCAUCUUUUCAUACUGGUGCUCUAUCGCUUCACGGCCAAACAUACAUUCGCCAUAUACAAAACUUGCUGUAAAAUAAUGAACAGGAUAUUAAAACCAGUACUAUUAGAAUCAAAUUAUAACUAGUAAAAAAAAUUUUUUUCACAAAAUAAGAAAACAUUUAUUAAGGAAAUUAUAUUUAGUUUUUUGUACAAAGACCAAAUUACAGGUCUUUUCUCUAAACAUUCAAGCCAAUUUGAGAUGCAAGACUUGCUGAUGAGGAUAUGCUUAAGCUAGCCAUACACCUGCAGAUUUGAUCGCUCAUGACCAACAGAUAUGGAAUGCGAGAGAUGAAAUCUGCCGCUCUACUCGCCACUAACUGCGCAGACUAAAUCGCUCAGAUAUCCCAAGGUAUAUAGAGUGGUCAGGUAGAGUCAUUUGUGGGGGGUUGUGGCUUAUCCCCCGAAGAGCCGCGUCACCUGGAGGCCAGGUCAGGGCGAGAAGUCACUCAGCUACCGUUUCAUUCAAAUGUAUAUCACAGGUCACUUCAGUCAUCUCUGUAUUGAUUUAGUUUUACAUUCUUCGAAUACAACCAUACUUUUGAUUUUCUAUAUAAUUAAAUUAUUAUUUAAAUAAUGCCAAACCACUGCGCCGUGUUUGGUUGUUAUUCAAAUAGUAGAAAAAAGGAGGCGGUAUCCUUUUUCCAAUUCCCUCAUGAUGAGGAAGCAAGACGGAAAUGGGUUCAUCGUUGUAAUAGAAAGGACUACUUUAACCCUACUACUCAUCGCAUAUGCAGUAAACAUUUUGAAGAAAAUGCAUAUAAAAGAGACCUGCAGAAUGAACUUCUUGGAUCGCGAGCCCCAGCAAUGAAAUUCAGAUGUAUGAUUGUGAGGAAAGCAGUGCAGCUUCUUUCGGAAACAUCAUCUUAAGCUUUAGAUUUUUAAGGAAAUCAGGGACUUUUGACGAGCAUGUCCUGGGAAAGUACAAGGGACUUUAUAAAGCUUGCCGACUCCUGGUUUGAUGUGUUCAAUUCAAGGGUACCUUAUGACAGAAAAAAAUCUAUAAAUACUUAUGGGAUGCAACUGACGGAACAAUAAAAUCCCUUGACAAUAUGAAGUGUACUGCUGAAACAAUGCGAGUUUGCAAAAGUAAUAAGAUCUAUCAGUUCCAAAAGGGACUUAUUGUGUCAUGCAAAUCCUUGCCAAGGUUGCAUGAUAUGUUGAAAAGUAAAUAUGAUGUAUCAUACAUAAUUACCUCCAGACUUAACCAAGAUGGACUGGAAAACAUGUUUGGCUGUCUUAGACAAAUGGGUGCAACUUAUGAUCAUCCUACGCCAGUUGAAGUCAGACACAGAAUAAGGUCAUAUUUAUUUGGCAAAAUAAACUCUAUAACUGGAAAAAAUUGUAACUCGAUGAAGGAGUGCGAUCCUUCAAAUACGUCGGAAGGAAUGUUCAGUCAAGAGAAAAGUUGUAAAAAUAAUGAUUCAAAUGAAACCGAUCUUGAAAGAGAGCUUAUGAUUUCUGCAAUGAUGUUUGCCUCUACUGAAGAUGAGAAGAUGCCAGAAGAAGAUUCAGAAAACUGAAAAUGAAUUUCAUGAAAUAACUUUAGAGAAUGUUGCAGACGAAGAGGACCUUCGAUAUGUUGGAGGUUAUGUGGCAUCUAAAUUUCCAGAUUAUCAGUUCUUAGGAUGUAAACUUAAAAUAGUGAAAGGUACCUGGAUUAGUGCAGUAGAGCGACAUCAUGAUAAAUUAACGGAACCAAGUGCUGAGUUAUUUGAAAAAUUAAAGGUAAUGGAAAAAAUGUUUCAAACAUACAAUGGAGAAAAUACACAGACCAGGCAAUGGAGUAUUAUGCGACUUGGCACGUCACAUUGAAAAUUGUUUAUCCUUGCCUUUUAAAGUGAUAUUGUUUUUUGUCAGAUGGAUGUUUUUUAGGAUGAGAGCUCUGAAUGCCCAAAUUUUAUCAAGUAGGCAAAAAAAGAAAAAGAUGCACAAAUUAAUAAAUAAUGCCAUGAAAAUGUUAAAAAUUAUUGUUUUUUUCACUUUUACUAAGUAUUUUUCAUUUCCAUUAUGAAGCCAAAUACUAAGUAUUUUUCAUUUCCAUUAUGAAGCCAGAUACUGUUAUGUGUUAUCUAUGUCUAUCUAUGUUAGUUUAUUAAAUAAUGUAUUGUAAAAUUAUACAUAAGCCUUUGUAAAUAAAUGCCAGGUCAAAUGCUAA
Molecule: messenger RNA, 7474 nt
Organism: Macrobrachium nipponense
Lineage: Eukaryota; Metazoa; Arthropoda; Malacostraca; Decapoda; Palaemonidae
Product: protein Spindly-like
Exons: 12
Coding region: 181-1974 (597 amino acids)
Biological process (GO): protein localization to kinetochore; establishment of mitotic spindle orientation; mitotic metaphase chromosome alignment
Cellular component (GO): spindle pole; outer kinetochore
Molecular function (GO): kinetochore binding
Source: RefSeq, a predicted model, not a curated record